Molecule: messenger RNA, 797 nt
Organism: Anopheles darlingi
Lineage: Eukaryota; Metazoa; Arthropoda; Insecta; Diptera; Culicidae
Exons: 2
Coding region: 137-775 (212 amino acids)
Source: RefSeq, a predicted model, not a curated record
UAUUAAUAAUUUCUGUGAAGUUCACUGGCGUAAGCGAACCUCGCAGCAUUUCAUCACGAGCAGCAGGGCGCAAAGUGAUCAAGGGAUCGUCUAGUGUACCAAAGUGUGUUGCAGCUUAACGCGUUGCUCUACAACCAUGCACGAUCGGCAAUUCGACACAUUGGAGGAAACGGAUCGACUUAUUACCAGCUUUAUGAAGACACGGAAAUGGAGAAAAAUUGUGGAAAUCGGACAAGAGCUAGCGCCAACCGAACGGUCACGGUAUCUCUGGGCCUGGCCAACCGAGCAGGAUGUCGAACGGAUCGGUGAAGUGCUUGGUCGGCUCGAAGUCAACUUGAUCGCUAGCGUGGGGUGCGGAUCGGGACUGUUGGAAUGGAUAGUCAGCUGUGCUUAUGAUACCAUCACGUUCAGAGGGAUCGAGAUCGAUGAAGAUUGGUGGAGCUCCAAGUACGCACCGAUCAGCUACAUUCCAUUGAAGUUUAUGCACGGUUCCGGACGUGGCCUGUUGCAAGAACUGACCGAUGCAACAGAUGGGCUCAUGUUUUGCUAUUUCAACAACGGCGAUGCUUUUACUCAGUAUGUCGAAGCGUUUAAGGGGCGCUACGUCAUUAUCGUUGGCCCUCGGAGUGAUCGCGGUGUGCACACGAAUCCGCUACCGAUGGCACCGGGAGAUUCUUUUCUGGAACGGUGGCAAUUGCUGGAACAUUUCGACCUAGGCAGUGAAAACAUAAAUUGUGUAGCUGUCUAUCAAUGCAAGAAGACUGAAGAUCAAUAAAAUUAAUUUCUCAUAUUUCGUA